Molecule: messenger RNA, 1170 nt
Organism: Eubalaena glacialis (North Atlantic right whale)
Lineage: Eukaryota; Metazoa; Chordata; Mammalia; Artiodactyla; Balaenidae
Gene: WNT10B
Product: Wnt family member 10B
Exons: 4
Coding region: 1-1170 (389 amino acids)
Biological process (GO): canonical Wnt signaling pathway; cell fate commitment; multicellular organism development
Cellular component (GO): extracellular region
Molecular function (GO): frizzled binding; cytokine activity
Source: RefSeq, a predicted model, not a curated record
AUGCGGGAGGAGCCGCGUCCGCGGCCUCCGCCCUCGGGCCUCGCGGGUCUCCUGUUCCUGGCUUUGUGCAGUCGGGCCCUAAGCAAUGAGAUUCUGGGUCUGAAGCUGCCCGGCGAGCCGCCGCUGACCGCCAACACCGUAUGCUUGACGCUGUCGGGCCUGAGCAAGCGGCAGUUAGGCCUGUGCCUGCGCAGCCCCGACGUGACGGCGUCCGCGCUUCAGGGCCUGCACAUCGCGGUCCACGAGUGUCAGCACCAGAUGCGUGACCAGCGCUGGAACUGCUCGGCGCUCGAGGGCGGCGGCCGCCUGCCGCACCACAGCGCCAUCCUCAAGCGCGGUUUCCGAGAGAGCGCUUUUUCCUUCUCCAUGCUGGCUGCUGGGGUCAUGCAUGCGGUAGCCACAGCCUGCAGCCUGGGCAAGCUGGUGAGCUGCAGCUGCGGCUGGAAGGGCAGUGGCGAGCAGGAUCGGCUGAGGGCCAAACUGCUGCAGCUGCAGGCACUGUCCCGGGGCAAGAGUUUUCCCCACUCCCUGCCCAGCCCGGGCCCUGGCUCAGGCCCCAGCCCUGGCCCCCAGGACACAUGGGAAUGGGGUGGCUGUAACCAUGACAUGGACUUUGGAGAGAAGUUCUCUCGGGAUUUCUUGGAUUCCAGGGAAGCUCCCCGGGACAUCCAGGCACGAAUGCGAAUCCACAACAACAGGGUGGGGCGUCAGGUGGUAACUGAAAACCUGAAGCGGAAAUGCAAGUGCCAUGGCACAUCAGGCAGCUGCCAGUUCAAGACGUGCUGGAGGUCAGCCCCAGAGUUCCGGGUGGUAGGGGCAGCCUUGAGGGAGCGGCUGGGCCGGGCCAUCUUCAUUGAUACUCACAACCGCAACUCUGGAGCCUUCCAACCCCGCCUUCGUCCCCGUCGCCUCUCAGGAGAACUGGUCUACUUUGAGAAGUCUCCUGACUUCUGUGAGCGAGACCCCACCAUGGGCUCCCCAGGCACGCGGGGCCGGGCCUGCAACAAGACCAGCCGCCUGCUGGAUGGCUGUGGCAGCCUGUGCUGUGGCCGCGGCCACAACGUGCUCCGGCAGACACGAGUUGAGCGCUGUCAUUGCCGCUUCCACUGGUGCUGCUACGUGCUAUGUGAUGAGUGCAAGGUCACAGAGUGGGUCAACGUGUGUAAGUGA